Molecule: messenger RNA, 672 nt
Organism: Musa acuminata AAA Group (dessert banana)
Lineage: Eukaryota; Viridiplantae; Streptophyta; Magnoliopsida; Zingiberales; Musaceae
Exons: 2
Coding region: 49-399 (116 amino acids)
Source: RefSeq, a predicted model, not a curated record
CCGCCGAGGUCCGUCGAAGAGGAAACCCUAAUCGAGCCCCGGGAGCAAAUGGCGAAGUCGCUGCGGUCGAAGAGGAAGAAGAGGCUGCGCACGUUGAGGAGGGAGAUCUCGGAGCCCUUCUACGAGAAGAAGGAGGCGGCCAAGCUCGCCGCUCAGGAGGCCGCGCUCGCCGCCCCCAAGCUCCCCGUCAAAGCCCCCGUCGCCUCUGAUGAACCCGCGGCCGAGUUAGCCUCCUCCAUGGAUGUUGAAAUGGGUGACGGAGGAAGUUCUCAUGAUCAGUCCAAGUCACUUCUGAAGCCCAUUGGUGGUAUAGGGAAGAAAAUGCUAAAGAAGAAACUAAAGCUAAAAGGCAAGAAACGUGGUAAAGGGAAAGGGAAGAUCAGCAAACGCAAGAUAUAACUAUGCUUUUAAUUGGCAAUCUGGAGUUGGGUUGGGGUUUCAAACUUCUAUUUCAAUCCCCACUGCGUUGCUCUCUGGUUAGGCUUUCUUUGGACGAUGAUAAGAUGCUUUUACAGAAUCAUUUUUAAUCGAUUAAAUCACUGUAUGCUGCAUAUUUUUCUACACAGCAUCUAUAAGCCAAAUUUUGUUUGAGUGGAUAAUGACCUAUGUAAAUUGGACUCUGCUUAGUUUCAUUACCAAAUAGUAGUUGUGGUGUUCUUGUGUGCUUUCUCA